GCCCAGCCCGCGGCGGGGGCGCGGCUGCCCCGCGGCUGACCCGCCCGCAUCACACGAGGGGGCAGCGCGGCCGCUCGCUCUGCCCCGGCGCCCGCCUGCCUUCCCUCCUCUCGCCGCCUCGCCGCAGCCCGGGCUCCGCCGAGCCAAAGCGCGGAUCAGGUUCCCUGCCUGCAGUAUAAAAAUCUCGGCGAGAAGGCUCCGGCGGGAGAGAGAGCAGAGCCGGGCGUGAGGCGGCGGCCGGCGAGCCCGUCCGUGAGGAGCGCAGGGACGCGCGGCAGCACAGGCAGUCGCUGCUCACCGGGGACGGCCGCGGCUCGCCCCUUUCAGCUGCGAGAGAAGAGCUCUUUGCCGCCCGAAAAUGCAACAGCAACAACAGCAACGUCGAAUGUUCACAGCUGCCCUCCUGGCACUCCUUUUCCUUCUGGCAGCCGUGAGUACCACUGAGGCUGGCAAGAAAGAGAAACCAGAGAAAAAGGCGAAGAAGUCUGACUGUGGGGAGUGGCAGUGGAGUGUCUGCGUGCCCACCAGUGGUGACUGCGGCCUGGGGACACGUGAGGGCACCCGCACUGGAGCUGAGUGCAAACAAACCACCAAGACUCAGAAGUGUAAGAUUCCCUGCAACUGGAAGAAGCAAUUUGGAGCGGAAUGCAAAUACCAGUUCCAGGCCUGGGGAGAAUGUGACUUGAACACGGCCUUGAAGACUCGGACUGGGAACCUAAAGAGAGCCCUUCAUAAUGCUGACUGCCAGAAGACUGUCACAAUCUCAAAGCCCUGUGGGAAGCUUACCAAACCCAAACCUCAAGAAUCCAAGAAGAAGAAAAAGGAAGGCAAGAAACAAGAGAAGAUGCUGGAUUAAUGGAGUCAACUUGGGCAAUGUGAGAAAGGGACAUCAGCAAACAUGAUCAGUUAACAGUUUCAUUUAUACCUAGGCAUUUUAUCCUAAAAUUAUUUAUAGCUUAAUGGUACCAUAGAAGGAAAAAAGCAAACACAGAAAAAAAAUCCUUUUUUUUUAUUACUUUAGUAUUUUUAAUGUAUAACCCUAACAACAAUUUUUAGAGGCCUGUAAUAAAGGACUCCAAACUCAUUUAGAAAAUUAUGUCUAUUGUAUAUUGAACAAUGUAGAGGUUUUUAAUUUUUUUUUUUAAUCAAGUCUUGCCAUAGGUCUCAAUUUGGUAAUUAGUCCAUGCAAGCAGAACCUGAGCCUGUGUGGGGCUCUGCUGAAGCCAGUGGUACCCUGUGUGAACAUAGCACUCUGGCUGGAUGCAUUUAUAUUUCAUACUGGGACCUUAUAUCUGAAAAAUUGAGGCCUGUUUCUUAAUAUAUGAUUACAUCUGCAUAACUGUAUGAAACUGUUUGUUUAAGGAAAGGAUGGGGGCAUUUUGUUGAGUAUUUACAAGUAUGAGAUUUUCUUGGAUGUGUGCUUUAUGUUCAUUCCAAAAUGUCACCAUCUACAGGUAAAAACCAGUAACACUCCUUUCCUUAACUGUAUUUUGAAUGUUGGCAGUAAAUCUAAAAUCUUUCAACAACUGGACGUAAGAGUCCUAUUUUUUCAUGAUUUUCUAGCAAUGAUUUUUCAAAGUGGAAUGAUGACAAAACUUUCCACUUUUCAGCCUAUCAGUGAUGGUAGUGUCCUCCAUUUUACCUAUCAAAGCUGAAAAAUGCUGUAUUUUAUUUGCUCAUUUUGACAGAAGGGGGAAAAUAAUUUUCAUAAAAGAUCUAGUUGAAAUUAUUGUGGUUCUGCCUAACCCAUCUCUUUUUUUGUAUCAGUGGCAAUAUUCCUGUUGAUCUUAAUUAUAGCUGGUUAAAAAAUAGUAUAUCUGUGGGAAAUAAAAGAAGAAAUCUGUUUGGAAACCACCAGAGGUAGUUCAUAUUUUUGACCAAAAAAGGGACAAUUGGUGGGACCUGAAGCCAAUAAGAAUGAAAUAAUUUUUGGUUUAUCUUUUAGUAAAACAGAAGGGAAAUACAAAACCAGUAUAUUUUGCUUUCUUCCAUUUUUAUAUAAGCAAAAGACCUUCGGAAAAGCUCAGUCAACAUAAAAUUAGUUGUGAUUUUUUUUUUUAAUAUACCCUGCAGGGGAAAAAAAGAGAAAAAUUACAACCAGCUGUUUUUCAGUUUGUUCAGUUUUACUUAAUUUAAAUGAUUCUGAAUCCUGAGGGAAGUCACAAAGUAGAAAAAAGAUCUGACAAAUGGCUGGUCUGUCUCAAAGAAGAGGGUUGUUUAACAAACUGACAACAAGCAGACCAAAAUUUUUAGAGGAAAUAUAAGGGAUUUCAGUACCCAAAUUAAGUUAAAAUUCAUUGCUUCAGAAUUCUAAGUCCUAAAAUUCAACAGCAAGAAAUAACUUUGCUGUUUGUGUAGGCUGCAGGCUUGCCUCCUGGUCAAGAGGAAUAGUCUUCCCUGUACUCCUGCAUGAUACGCACUGACUUCAGUGAAGCUGCAGCAGGCCGUGUUCAUCUGAGUAAAUCACAUUUCUCUCUUGGGAUUAGCUUCUAGACAAGCAGAGAGUCUUUUUUUUUUUUUUUUCUCAUACUAACAUCACUCCCCUUUUCUAUGCAAAAAAAAUUGUAACAAUUGUAGAACUUGCCCUCUUUUUUCUCACAUGGAGGGUACAGCUGAUCUGUUGAGGCAAGUGCUUCUGUUCCCAAACACUCCUGAAGCCUCCUAGCCAAGGCUGCACAUAGCUUAAGGUAGACUAGCCUCACAAUUAUUUCCCAGAUUCCUUGGGUGUGUUUUGCAGUCUGUGUUGAUGUCCUUGUUAUUUUGACCAUGCUGUUAGACAUACCUGAGUCUGUGGUAUAGUUAAAAAUGUCCCCCACACGUGGUGGAGGUGCAAUGACCAAAUGUAAAAUCAUAAAGGCUCAUAUUUAGGUGGUUCUGGGUGCUAUUUGGUUUGUUCAUGGUCUAAUCAGGUCUACCUGUGCUUGUGCCUCAGACUUAAACUAAUGGUUUGGUAGGUCUGCUUGAAAGCAAAGGGAGAAGGAAACUUUUUUCACUCACCAAAGGUUUGUCUGUCUACAUGCUGCAUCAGUUCACUUGAAGUGGCUCAACUUUGAGUGCCAACACUGUUGCACCAUUGUCUCACACUGGUUAAUCUAGUCCAUGUUUCAUAGGGAGCUGGCAGGAACUGGGAAUGAUGUUAAGACCAACACUUUGAUUGUCCUUUAGCAAAUCUUAGAUGUGACUUCUUAUUUCCACCUCCGUGAGUAUAAAGAAAAUAAAUCCCCCUGUGUUUCCUCUGAUGCCUGAUGGUCCUUUCAUGUAACUGCCCAUCUGGCUUGUUUGAGAAACAUUCCUAAUAGAUUUUGAAGGAAGCCAGCCAGGUUCCUGUGGUGGCAUAGGGCCUUCAUGGAGAGGGUUUAUAGAAAACAAGGAAACAAAACAAAAAAUAUCAUGUUAGGACCAGAAGAAAAUUCAGAAAAGGGUGUGAAAUAGGAGAACAUUUCUUAUGUACGACUCAUCCACAUAUGUUUGGAUCUAUAUUGGCAUCUUAUUGUUGACAACAAUUGGAAUAAUAGUUUAUAAACCUAAAAUGAAGAAAAUUUCCAAUAAGCCAGAAGAAAAUAUUCAGUGGAAAGUCUAGCUAUGCAGGAGGUGAUAAAGUAAUUUAUGGCAGAACACAGAGGAAGAUUGAAUAAGUCAGUUAGGUCAGCUCUAAAAGGAGGCUUGCAGUACUUAAAUGGACCCCUUGUUUCACUAGUGACAUUAUCAAGAAAGCAAAAGGCAAGAUUCUGAGCAAACCUCUUCCCACCCAUCUUGAUCAGUUUCUAUUUCAGUCAUUCUGAAACUUCUCCCUAUUUGCUUUCUAAUCUUCUACCCUCCCUGCUUUGGGAGAGCAAGCUGGUCUGAUAGUGCUGUGGGAGCAGCUACUUCAGAUGCAAAACAUGUUUACCGUCUUGGUGCUAUCCUAUUACAGUGAAAAAUGACUUAGAAUAGAUGUGUUGCUUACCUAGUUGAAUGGACAGAAAUUUCCUUCAUAAAUGUCCCUCUUGAGGAGUGGUUUACAUCUUCAUUUGCUACAGCUGUAAUGGAGUAUGGGGACGUGAUGAAAAUCCCCCAGAUGACAGCCUUUUUCUGAGCACUUAAAUCUAUUAUAAAAGAGAUGGGUGAGUUGCUGAACAUCACCUGUGCAUGAAUCUGCAUCCAGAUUCUGCACUCCAGUGAGUUUAAACCUGAAUGUAUUUGUGUGUAUUUUGGUAUAUCUCCCUUCUCUUUCUCUAACUAAGCUGAGGCAAUGCUGCUUUCAGUUAGGCCUGUCUUAUAUCUUGAUUUAAAACAGUAUUUGAGGACUGGGACAUUUUCUGACUUAGAUAUGUCUUCUGACAGAAAUUCCCAUCGUGAAUGAGAGUCAUUGCUUGUCAUCCUGGCCUAUUUAACAGUCUGUUAAAUGCAGCAAAACUUCCUGGGCAAGGCUCCAGGAAGGGAAAAUGUUUGUUGUACAUGCAGGUAGAUACUAAAUUGUAAUUUACUGAUUUUCAUCUUUUAAUUCCAUAAUGACAUUCUGGGCUGAACUGCUUUCAAAGGAGAAAAGUUGGAAGAAAUGAAAGAAUAACAAUUACAAAAUGUAUAAACAGGCCACUUUGGAGAGUUGGUGAAGAAGAGACAGGAAGUCAGGAGCAUUUUAUGCAAAUUUAUAUUUCCUGUUCCUUACAUGCAGAAGACAGAACUACUGGUUGGCACAUGUUUUUAUGCUUUCCUGGAUUUGUGCCUUAAUUAAAAUGAAUCAAAUGUAAAGUGUUACAGAGAAGUAAAGUCCCACUGCAUCCUCAAAAGAAAGAGUUCAAGUGGAGACAAAGUCAAAAGGAGAAAAUAGUGUACAGGCUAAUGUCAAUGUUGAGGGUGGGACAACAACCUAAUUUUCCCUCAAGUCUAGGAACUGCAGCAACAUUAAGAAUGUAAACUCACCACUUUUCUAAAGCAAUAUAUUGGUGAGAUGGAAACCAUUUUGAUAUCCCACAGCAGUGGGAUUUUAUGUCUCCGCAUGGAAUAUUUUCCCUUUUGGGAGACAUUUCAUGUCUCUCAAAUCCUACUAAGGAGAAACUAUGACAGUGAGGGUAGGUGUCUUGUAUUCAGUCCAUUUUAAUUCUCUAGGACAGCACUUCUCUGAAGUUGAGACUGAGUUCUCUCCUUUGCAGAGACAGAUUAUACCUGUUGCCUGCCUUCCCACACUUAUCCAUAAUUUUGAUGGCAUUUAUUCUGUCAUUUCUGCUAAGGCAUUCUACUUCUCAGUUAAUCUUCUGUGGAUGUUGCUGAUCUUUCCUCCUGCUUGAAACUAUAUUUUCCAUUUCUUCCUGGAUUGUUGCAAAACAGACCCAGGAAGCCCAUACCACAAAUUUCCUCCACCUGUGUCCUUCUGAAAUUAAGACAUAGUAGCAAGUUUUUAAUCACUGUAUGCCAAUGAACAAGGAAGUAUGAUAAUGAGCAAAGGGAGUCCCUGGAUUUACUGGGAGGAUAGAUUGCUGGUAGAACUUUACUCAUAACUUGACCUUGUCAUGGCUUCUCAGGGGACAGAAAUGAUCAAAAAAUCAUCUCAAAAAUUAGAGACAUUGAUGCAGGAGUGUCUGCCUUCAAACAAAAAAAAAAAAUCCACAGAAAACCACCUUAACUAGAUAAAUAGCGGCAAGCAGUUGUAUCCUUUCCCACUGUCCUCUUUUAUCAUCAAAUAUUUUGGUGCAUAGAGUUUCAGGGAUUGUGAAAGACUUGCCUGAGCAGCUGUAGAACAUGCAGAGAGCCUCUUCCACCCAUGGGUGUUUGUAUUUGGAGAAGAUGAAGGUAGUGUCAUUCAUAGCAGCAUCAAACUUUGUUUUUGGACCAAAACUAAACAAUGCUGAAAUCAAAUCAUUUUCCUAAUGGCCCCUUUUUGCCACUCUUCACAAAUGGCUGUCUGUCUUGUGGCCUCAUAACUCUGAACUGAGUAUGAGAAUUCAACUAUAUUCAACUAUUAUUAUCUCAUUGGUGAGGUGGUACUUUAGCCCUUUCUGCAGUUUGUCAUUUAAAUUUGGAUGUCUUGGAGUCCCAGAUGGCUAAAGAACUCUGUAAAAGAUGUACCUACAGAUUUGACUCCUUUCUUUAAAAACCUGUGAUAACAAAAAAAAAAACCAAAACAAAAAAAAACCAAACCCCCAAAAAAUUGAAAACAUGUCCAAAGAGUGGAUUUAUUGAUGAGGUAAAAACAGAGGUGCAGAAGUAUUCCCAUUGCAGGUGGUCAUUGAAAGUUACAAACUGUACAAAACCUUUAACCCUGAAUUCAGUGAUGGAAAGCUAGGAGAACUGGGUAGCCUCUGUGGGGCUGUUUUACCCACAGCCAGUUUCAUUCAAUGAAUUUGGUUUUCAAACUCCCUUGCUCUAAUCUAUCUGUCAACAAGACAUUAUUUAACUUUUCUCAUUAGAUCAUUCAUUGCACUCCCCAUAUUACAAUCAUGUAGUUCAUCUGGACUGUUACAGCUGAAUGAAGUGGCUGUGAUGGUCCAGAGUGUGUUGUGGUGGCUGAGAUGGCCUGAAGCAGAGACAGGCUGCAACUUGGAGCUAGAAUUCAACUAAUGCAGAUGUCAGCAUCAGACACAGCUGCUCUCUAAAUAUGCACACAGGAAUACUGCAUAUAUAUAUAUAUACACACAUUCAUAUACGGGAGAAGACUCUAGAAAGGUGCAUGCAUAAGUCCAAAUGUGAAUCACGACCAGUGCUGCCACGUUUUCAGGCUGUGGUUGAAAUGAAAGAGCUUUCUGUCCUGUGCUGUUGUUUAAGUGAGAAUACACAAGUAGGAUGAAGAGCUAGAUUUCGUCCCACUUGCCAGCACUUCAGUUUAAGGAUAGCUGUGUCCAAGGGAAAUGUAAAACACAUGCCAAUGUAAUGGCCAAAAGGACUUACUAUCACAGUGAUGUUCUCUUCUGUCACACCAAGUACACACAAGGGCUUUGUUCAAAGCUUUGAAGUAGACGAACUGCUUCAGUUAAGUAUGAACAUAUAAACACAGACAGGAAAAGUCUUUUUCUCUUCCAAUAAAAAGUGAGGAAAAUGGGUAAAAUAAGAUGGAAAAAUAAAAGUCAGAGAGAAAUCAUAUUAAUUCUUGUAGUUUGAGUGGUAAACUGAAAGGAGAAAUGAAAGUCAAAAUAACAAAGCCUGAAUAUCAUGUUCAAUGGAUUUCUAAUUCUGUAUAUAUCUAUUAAACCAGUGCUAUAUGAUAUCUUCUUAUGGGUUACUUUCUUUUACUGUUCCUUUUCCUUUUUUUUUUCCCAGUUUGUAUAUUGAUUUUGUAAGCUAGCAGUGUGUUACCUUUUCAAUUUUUUAAAACUUGUAUGAAAGCCAUAUAUCCAUAUUGUAGAAUGAAAGCAUUAAUUCUGUAACAUCCCUUGAUGUUUCCCUUAGCUCUGUGGGAUUUUGGGGGGCUCUAGUGAAUGUAUAUGUUUACCAAUUGUAUCAGCGUAAUUUACUUGAUCUUAGUGGCGAUAAAGAAUUAAAUAAACUAAUACACAGA
Molecule: messenger RNA, 7471 nt
Organism: Taeniopygia guttata (zebra finch)
Lineage: Eukaryota; Metazoa; Chordata; Aves; Passeriformes; Estrildidae
Gene: PTN
Product: pleiotrophin
Cellular component (GO): extracellular region
Molecular function (GO): growth factor activity
Source: RefSeq, a predicted model, not a curated record